AUGGCUUCUACUUCUGGAACUAAGAAGCGUAAAGGGCCUAAGCUCCCUGAAAAGACAUACCUUUCAGACUCUGACUCCGAUGAUGAUGUAUUUGACUUUAGCUUCUUGGAUUUUUCUGAAGAAACUUUCAAAGCACCCUCAAAACUCUGUGAUGAUCAUUUUCUUAACUUAUUGUAUGAAGAAAACAUAUUAAGGAGGAGUAUUGAUGGAACAGUGGACGAUGGAGACAUUCCUGGUGUCCAACAAAAUGAGCAUGCCCACUUAGAUGAGGACGAUGAAGAUGUUGGUGUGGAGUAUUGGGUGCAUGAUCCCAAUGUUGACUGGAAAGAGAUGAGGCCCCGAUUAGGAGACUGUUAUGAAUCCCCUGCUCAACUCAGGUUUGCUUUAACUAACUAUGCAAUCCAUGGAGGGUAUCAGCUUUAUUUUGAAAAAAAGUGA
Molecule: messenger RNA, 438 nt
Organism: Lactuca saligna
Lineage: Eukaryota; Viridiplantae; Streptophyta; Magnoliopsida; Asterales; Asteraceae
Source: the annotation of a GenBank genome assembly